AUGCUGUUGGAUAGCCAAAAUACAGACACGGGUAGCUACGCAGACGGUGACGGACAGCCAGACGCGGAUCCUGCAUCACAUUUUGGGGGAACGGAGACCAUGGCACACUAUAAAUGUAAACGGCUUCGAAGUAACUGGGCAGAUGCUAAUAUGAAAUUAGCUUUAGCUGCAGUCAGAAGUGUGUGGGAUAAAGCUGCGACACCUGCUAAUGUCAAAGCUGGAUUUGAAGCGACCGGAAUUUUCCCAUUCAAUCCAGAUAGGAUUCCAGAAGAAGUAUACGCUCCCAGCAUACCUACUCAUAAUUUCGCAGAACCUGGAGCUUCUCCUUCUGAAAAUCAAGAAAAUGGAGAUACUAACGACAGCGACGCUACAAAUCUGUUAAUUCCUCCUCAGGAAAAUGAAGAUACUAAUGAAAGCCACGUUACUGAUGCCAGUGGAAAUUCUCCUUAUCCUCUCCCAAAUGAAGACAAGGGUAAUUCAAAUCCAUCAAAUGAUUCCUCAGAUUCACAGCCAAGCCAAGCAAAGCGUUGUGCUGCAACUCCAGACAACGCCUCUGAUGAUCAUCCACAGCACCCAAAUCAAGAAGAUAUAUCGAACUUUAUAGAACCCCUGCCAAGUGUUUAUGACGAUUACGACAGUAGCGAUCACAUUCCUUUGUCCAAACUAAAGCAACAUAACAAUAAUAUCGAGUCAAAAACUGAAUUAAAUGUAGUCUGCUCCACAACACUUAAUGAGUCAUAUACAUCUUUGUGUCAAAUGUUAAAAACUCCAGAGAAAACGUCAAGCCCAAAAACUGCUCCGAGGGCAAAAGCUAUCAAUAGUCUCGCACAGGCGCUAACAAAAUCAAUGUUUACAGAUAAAAAUAACAUGUCAGGGCCAUCAAAUGCUCCUAAACAAAAAAUAGAAGAUAUACCAGGCCCAUUUAAAGUGGCUUACCAAAAAAGAAAAUAUUCUGCUAAAAGGAACAACAGUGAAGCAGUAACUCCGAAGAAGGUUUCUAAACAGUCACGUGGUAAAGGACAAUCUGAAAAAUCUAAAGAUUCAUGGUACUGUUAUGUUUGCAAUGAGGACAGAAUAGCAGACAUGAGAAUAUGCUUUUUAUGUGAAACAUAUGUCCAUGAGGACUGUGUUGGAUUAACAAAAGAAGAUACAGAUAAAUUUGUAUGCACUCGGUGCAGUCUGGACUAA
Molecule: messenger RNA, 1188 nt
Organism: Acanthoscelides obtectus
Lineage: Eukaryota; Metazoa; Arthropoda; Insecta; Coleoptera; Chrysomelidae
Source: the annotation of a GenBank genome assembly